AUGGAGGGGGAGCUUAAGUGUCCCAUGUGCCAGCAGUUCUAUUGUAAUCCACUUUUAUUGCCGUGUUCUCAUUCUAUUUGUGCUUCAUGUGCUUCAAAUAUUCAGGAACCGUCGCAAACAUUUUUAACGCAAUUAGAAGAAGGGGGAUGUUCCUCUACCCCCGGAGAAGGUGAUUUAAAAGAUUUUCCUGACAUCGAUAAAAUUAGUAUUUUAAGUGAAACAGAUAGUGGUGUCGUAUGUAACAGUCGUCCAAGUAGUUAUAUAGGAACACCUAGUAUCGCAAAUAUUUAUCAAACUGUGCAAUUCACUCAAAAUCCUUAUGGAAUUAAAUGUCCUGUGUGUAAGAAAAUUAUUUUGCUGGAUGAAAAUGGAUACAAAUCACUGCCAUGUAACAAAGUGUUGGAGACCAUUGCAGAAAAAUUCAGUCAUAGUAAAUAUAAACCCCUGACUCUCUAUGUGAACUGUCAAAUGUGUGAGCACAAUGAAGCUAAAGAAGCAGUUGUCAUGUGUGAACAGUGCAAUGUGUUUUACUGUCAGUCGUGCAAAGAGAGUUGUCACCCAGACAGGGGGCCACUGGCCAAACACACUCUCCUGGACACAAUACAGGGGAGAGCGCUCCAGCGGGCCCGCAACAAGGGGAGAGAACUCCGCUGUCUGGAGCAUGAAGAGGAACAGCUCAGCAUGUACUGCAUGACAUGCAGUAUACCUGUAUGCUGCACUUGUCAGCAUGAGGGAGGGCAUAGUCAGCAUGAUGUCCAGGCCAUCGGGGCGAUGUGUAAAUCUCAAAAGCUAGAACUAUCACAGAUUCUACAGUCUUUGUCAGAGAAAGCCAAAGUUGGAACAGAGUUCAUCCAGAGUUUAAAGUCCAUGACGGACCAAGUCCAUGGGAACUGUUUAGACUUUGAAGCCACAGUGGCAGCCCAAUGUGAUGCUUUGAUUGACGCCAUCAAGAAGAGGAAACAGGAGCUGUUGGUCCACGUUGCAGAGGAACGAGACCUGAAGAUCAGCAUGUUGAAGGAGCAGGCCUCCCAAUGCACGGCCCUGCUGCAGCGCACCACAGGGCUCCUGCACUUCUCCAUUGAAGUCCUGAAAGAAAGCGACCCAGCUUCAUUUUUACAGGUCUCCAGCGGUCUCAUCAGUCGAGUGUCCACAGCUGACCAGAACUUCAACAAGGACAUGGAGCUGACCCCCCGCAUCGCCACGGAGAUAGACUUGACCUUGGACACCGGCCCCACCCUCCACGCUAUCCAAAGCAUGAACUUUUUUCAACUGAAAGGUACAGCCGCCGUGCUCUCAAAGUUUUCUAAUCUUUUGUGGCGAUGGCGGUCUGAUCUAGCUCACUAUGAAACUCCUGGUAAACCCAGAAUUGUACCAGAAGACUGUAGUGCUGAGAAUAACAGUGUGACCAUUGCCUGGCAGCCACACAUGGGGAAUGUGGUAGAAAACUACAGUCUGGAGUUAGAUGAUGGCUGUGGUGGAGAUUUUAGGGUUGUUUACGUGGGAAGUGAGACGAUUUGUACUGUGGAUGGCCUUCACUUUAACAGCACUUACUAUGCUCGGGUCAAGGCCACCAACAACUCGGGAGACAGUGACUACAGUGAUCCCAUCAGUCUACAAACAGCUGAAGUGGCCUGGUUUACUCUGGAUCCUUUCUCAGCUCAUCCGGACAUCCUGUUUUCCAAUGACAAUCACACAGCAACGUGCAACAGUUACGAACACCGUAUCUUGUUGGGAGGUGUAGGAUUUUCCAAAGGGAUCCACUACUGGGAGGUGACCAUCGAUAGAUACGACAAACAUUCUGAUCCAGCCAUCGGAAUUGCCAGAUUUGAUGUGGACAAAUGCCAGAUGCUAGGCAAGGAUGAGAAAGGAUGGAGUAUGUACAUUGAUGAUGGGAGAAGCUGGUUCAUGCACAAUGAUGAACACUCUGAGAGAACGGACGGGGGGAUCAAACGGGGAAGUGUGAUUGGAGUACUGUUGGACCUAGACAGGCACAGACUCUGUUACUUUGUGGACAGUAUACCCCAUGGACCAGUAGCCUACAAGAAUCUUCAUGGAGUCUUUUUCCCUGCCCUUAGUAUUAAUCGUAAUGUUCAAGUGACCCUCCGAACAGGUCUGGAGCCCCCUGCGGAAAGUGAAUCUGAUGACGAAUAAUGAAGAAAUGUCCGUUUCUUUUUUAUUUUACUGGAAAAUCUGCCAUAUCGGUCGUGCAAUAAUUUUGACAUGUUGAGAAUCAUCCAAAAGAUAUUUUUCUAGUCAGAUUUUUGUUCAUUCGUGGGUGUUGCAUUUUUAACACACAAAAUAUCAUUAUUUUUUUGUGAAGAUGUGAAACAAUUUUGAAAAUUCAUUAUCGAGCUCAUUUCUGAGAUAAAAUCUUGUUCAAAGAAAAUGUAAAAACAGCAACGAAUCUCGCUUUUUUUUUAUAUGGAAACUUGUAUUUUUCAUCAACAUUUAUUUUAAAAUUCUAAUCUGUUCAUUUUCAAUAGUCUUAAAAUCUACAUUUAUUACCAUCCUCACAAAGACUUCAAAAAUAACUUGAAUGAUCUAUAAACAUCUAAUCCCCCCCAGUGCCCAGUGUUGGGUGGAGCUAAUAAACAUGUUAUUAUUGAUUUGAUUCAAAAUGAUCAGAAAUAUUUUUGGAAUCUUCAUUAAAAAUAUUUUUUAUUUUUGUUCGCCCAGCUGUGAUGACUUUAUUUCUCAAGGCAUUUGAUUUUGCAGAAUUUUUAUCAUACAAAAAAUAUCUUGAUAAAAAAGUGGUUUUUGAGGUAAAAUCUUGAUUAAUAUUGAAAAAUAUUUUGCACUAUAAAGAUACAUAUGCACGAAAUGCAAAGAGUGAAAUUUGUACCGGUACCUAGAAUGUAAUUUUGAAAGAUCCUUCUAACUUGCUGUGGAUGAGAUUUGCUUUUUAAAUUUGGAUAAGAAAGCUAAAAGAACCUUCACUGUAUAGACAAAAUAUGAAAAAACUAUGGUGUUCUUUUAUGUAGAAAAAUUACUGUGAAAGGAGUUUGUUGACUUCUUUUAGCAUGUACAUAACUAGUUUGUACAUAGCUUCAAAGAUUAUGUUCAUGUCCUUUUUCAAACAAAAGCAUUUCAUUUUUAAAACUUUCAAAGUGCUAAGUUAAACAAUAUCAACUGACAAUCUAUGUAAGGCCAAAGUGUCCAAUGAUUUGUUUUAUGUCCCCAUCAUGGUAUUCUAAUUAAAAACCUCCUUUAUCAGAAUUAUGACUUAAUUAUUUGACU
This is a messenger RNA of Saccostrea cuccullata (small rock oyster), 3237 nucleotides long. RefSeq names its product E3 ubiquitin-protein ligase TRIM9-like. Lineage: Eukaryota; Metazoa; Mollusca; Bivalvia; Ostreida; Ostreidae. The transcript has 8 exons. The record is from RefSeq and is a predicted model, not a curated record. Gene Ontology annotation, biological process: axon guidance. Bases 1 to 2151 code for a protein of 716 amino acids. Gene Ontology annotation, molecular function: zinc ion binding; protein binding. Gene Ontology annotation, cellular component: neuron projection.